AUGGAAACUAAUCACGACCAUGAGCUUCCACUCUUACAAGGACAGGCCAAUGGUGCAUCCAACAAUACCAACGCUACCAACACCAACAAUAGUGUUGACGAGGAUGGUUUGAUGGGGUCUGAGCUUGGGUCUGAGCUUGACCUUGUCAUUGGAGCAGUUGUUGACUCCGGAGAAAAGAAGAAAGAGAAUCAACUGGACUCUUCCACACAUUACGGUCGCUUGUUCAACCAGGAAUAUCACGACAAUACUGAUUUCCAAAAUGACUUCUUUCCAAUGGUUAUUGAUUGUUCUUGGUUGAAUUCUUUGGGCAGCCAAUAG
Molecule: messenger RNA, 318 nt
Organism: Seminavis robusta
Lineage: Eukaryota; Bacillariophyta; Bacillariophyceae; Naviculales; Naviculaceae
Source: the annotation of a GenBank genome assembly